GUGCGGUGCGGGGGAAAAGUAGGAAGCAAGAAUCCGAUUCCCUUCUCACCUUCUUUGUAAAUUUUAGAGCAUCGAUGCCAUGGCAAAGUCAGAAAGCACGGAAUCAACCGGCGGGGUGAAGACCUAGAACUAGCCAGAGACCAUGGCCGAUGCCUGAUGGCUCUCCUCGCAGACAGGGGAAGGGAAGGGAGCGGCCGGGGUUGAUCAACUAGGAUCAUGUCCAUGUGCCGGAGAAGAAAGGGCACGGUCAGGUGCCGCGGUUGCAGCCGCCUGCUUGAAGUGCCGCCGCAAGCGAAGUCCAUUCGCUGCGCCGUGUGCCUCGCCGUCACCGGCGUCAAGGACUACCAGGACCCUGUCAGGCAGGCGGUGGGGUUCCUCAGGUCUGUCGUCAGGAACUUCUCCAAUGCGACCGGCGGAUCGAAUUCCUACUCCGACUACUACGGCCACCCGACGGCGGCCCAGAUGCCUUCAAGCUUCCCCGGUGCGCACGGGAAGAAGAGGGCUCUGCUCGUCGGGAUAAGCUACGCCGGCCAGCCGUGCGAGCUGAAAGGGACGGUGAACGACGUCAACUGCGUCAGGUACCUGCUCACCGAGAAGUUCGGCUACCCCGCGGCGUGCAUCGUCGUGCUCACCGAUGAGGAGAGCGACCCGCAGCGGAUCCCGACGAAGGAGAACCUGAGGGCGGCGAUGCGGUGGCUGGUGCAGGGAUGCGAGGCGGGGGACUCGCUGGUGUUCCACUUCUCCGGCCACGGGGUGCAGAAGCUGGACCCGAGCGGCGACGAGGUGGACGGGCUCGACGAGGCGCUCUGCCCGGUGGACUUCAAGUCGAAGGGCACCAUCGUGGACGACGAGGUCAACGAGACGCUCGUUCGCCCGCUGCCCCGCGGCGCCAAGCUGCACGCCCUCGUCGACGCCUGCCACAGCGGCACCAUCCUCGACCUCCCUUACCUCUGCCGCUUCUCCAGAGCAGGAUCUUGGCAAUGGGAGAAUCACACGCCACAAUCAGGUGCAUACAAAGGCACGAGCGGAGGAUUGGCCAUUUUGAUCAGUGGUUGUGACGACCAUCAGACCUCUGCAGAUACCUCAGCUUUAGCGGGCUCAACGUCGACAGGUGCUAUGACUUACAGCUUCAUUCAGGCCAUCGAAAGCGAACAAUGCCCUACCUACGGUCGCUUGUUGAUAAACAUGCGCUCAGUGAUCCGUAGAACCAACGGCACGGCAAUCAGUCUCCAUGGCCCGAUCGCUGCCCUAAUGAGGCGAGUGUUCAAUUCUGGUCUAACACAGGAGCCUCAGCUGUCUUCUUCAGAUAUGUUCGAUGUGUACCGCAAGCCAUUUCUCCUGUAAUCCAAUCUCUAAUGUUAACUAUCUUCGUGAUCAUAAUAAUUAAGAGUUGUUCUACAGCUUUUACUCACAUUAAACCUUGCAGUUCAUGCUUCUCCUUGUAAGGUUUGAAUGAAUGGCAAUGUGAAUCUGGAGUAUAAAUUGAGAUUUACAACUAAA
This is a messenger RNA of Zingiber officinale, 1500 nucleotides long. RefSeq names its product metacaspase-1-like. The record is from RefSeq and is a predicted model, not a curated record. Bases 217 to 1344 code for a protein of 375 amino acids. Gene Ontology annotation, molecular function: cysteine-type endopeptidase activity. NCBI's taxonomy places the organism in Eukaryota, Viridiplantae, Streptophyta, Magnoliopsida, Zingiberales, Zingiberaceae. The transcript is spliced from 5 exons. Gene Ontology annotation, biological process: proteolysis.